GCAGGUUUCAGUGUGAAGCAUGUCUGUUUCGAGACCUAAAGCUGGUGAUUCUGAGGAAGAACUCUUGAAACUUCAGCAUGAAUUUCUCAAGCAGAAUAAUCCGCCUGCGUAUACCGUGCUUCAAAAUACUUCUGCCCCGUUGACCGAUACACUCCGUGAGCCUUGUCUGCCAGAGGUGCCGACUAUUGAUGUUUGCGGUGAUGUCGUCGAAAGUGAAGCAAAAAUCACGAAACCUUACCAUUUCAAAGCUGUGUGCCAUUCCGGAUUUCCCGAAGUCAUAAAGAUUGAAACUUCUGGGAAACCCUCCUGUGGCAAGAGUUUGUUUCGUCAAAGAAUGGCACAGAAGAGGGGAGAAUCCGUCAAGAGUGACAUUCGAUCGACAGGUCCGACUAAAAUUACCCGAGUUGUCGAAACCAACGUGGUUCGUGACAGUAUCUCCGACGAAGUCCAGACUGAAAAUACGGCGAAGCUUGCAGCUAUGUCGUUGCAGGAAAUCGAGAGACAGCGCGCGGAAAUCAUGUCAACGGUUGACCCAAAAACUAUCGAGUUUUUAAGAUCAGCUGGCCGGAAACGAACAGCAGUGAAAGAUAACCACGAUAAAGCAUCCGAAGACGUCGAAAAGUUCGUUUCUGAAAUUGAAUCAAGUGUCACGCAAGUGUUGCCGAUUGACCUCGACCUUGCGAGGAAUGAGUUCGUGAAUAUGAGUGAGGUGGAGUAUGAGAAAUUAAAAUGGAUGACGGAACUUCCUGAACCCGAGAGGAAAAACGAAGGUUUCAGUGCCCGGUUCGAUUUCGAAGGAAAUCUUCUCCUUGCGAGAGACAUGAAUUUACCUGUUACAAAAGGAUUACACCAUCACGGUGAAGAGCCAGAAAAACCUGGGUAUUCAUUGUCGGAAUUGUUUACGCUCGGCCGAUCAAGUUUCUCCGCUCAGAAAGUUGUAGCUUUAAAUGUAAUGGCUUCCAUCAUUCGUAAGGCACACUUGGGCGUAUUUGACGGAGUUUUUGACAAAAACAUUCUGGAGCAAUUCUUGGAUUGUGGAGGCUUACUGCUCAUCCGGUUUGCAUUAGAUGACAAUAGUGAAGGCGUUCUUCCUGCCGCCGUAAACGCUCUGUACGCAUUGCUGUGUUGUGAAACCGACGAGAGGUGUCUUGACAGAAUAAUUGGACCUUUUGAGCUGAUGCUUCAGCCGUCGAUGCCCACAAAAGUUGUACUCGACGAGCAUUCUUCCAAAGAAAUACAAAACGAAGGCGGGGAGAAAAGCUUGAAGGAUGUUGAGUUGCUGAAGCUAGAUGUGGUGAAAGCUUUGAUCAGAAUGAACAUAUUGCCAAGGUUGAGGUACAUAAUAAUGCGUCUAAAACCAGCUCCUCCUACGGUGAUAAAAGUUAUGGGAAUAUUAAUACGGAUUGCGAGGCACUCCGUCGAAGCCAGUGAAGAAAUCCUGAAAACAGAAGGGCUUUUGGAGUUCAUCUCAGAAAGUUUCAUUCCUUCAACAACCGGUGGAACAGGCAAGUUCAGGUCUAGAGAGAUUUCCGUGCAGCUCAAGGAUGUAUACGGAAUUCCAUUGAGACAUGCCUUGAAGCUCAUUCGUGUGCUUUCAUCUCACAGACGCCAGAAUGCAGUUGCAUUGUUCAAUAACACAAAAGUCAUGGAAUCUGUCAUUUGUUACAUCUCGUUUGACCCGAGUGAACUGGGAUUACCAUUGCAGGAAUCCCUUCUCUUGAGUCUCGAAAGUUAUUGGACCUGGACAGUGUUCUUGACCUUUGAAUUGGGAGAAGAGGCGUUUUUAUCUUUGUACCCCAUUCUUGUGCGCCAACUGAGCUACUAUGAGCAGAAAAUUUCAGUCAACUCCGACGUGCAUGCGAAUACCUUCAAUUACGACUUAGGAAGCGCACUUCUGGGUGUCUUCGAAGUCGCUGUUCGACUCGCUCGCGGAAGGAGAAACAGACGUAACGAUUCUGACUCGUUAUGUAUCACUUGGGAGCAUGUGUCUUCCAUCACAAUGUCUGCCUGUGUUUUGGUGCAGAAAUGGAUGACUGAAGCGACCCGAGACAAAAUGAUCAGUGGUCGGAAAAACAGCGCUAUCCGGGACGGCGUGUCGAAAGUCAUAAAUGUCUAUUUAGGAUCAUCACAUUUCGAAAAAAUCGUGGACGAAAUGACAAAAAUUAUUCGGAAGAUGAAAAACUCAGUUUCCGGUUGCCUUCGAGAUCCUGGAAAUCUACCCACGCUGGGCACUGCUCACUGGUUGGGAGACAAAUGUGGCAGUCUAGAACUGACCCCAGCAUUGUUGAUGGAUGAAAGUCCUAUAUUCUUCUUGGAGAGUUUAAUCCGCUUCUUGAAUCUUGCUCUCGAAACCCAUCUUCUCGAUGGUCUCGACUUUAAGUUGACAGAAAAUGCAUAUCAGGCCUUCGGGGUGCUUUUGGAAGCGCACCCUGCGAAGAGUUCAGCUUUCUCGGGAUGGUUUUGCAGAGAAGAGACGACUUUGAUGGCAAGAUGCGUUGAAUUAUUCACUCGCCUGGACGACGUAGAAGUUAUGAUCGACCAUAAAGUCAUUUUUCGAGUUGCACUUGACUUGAUGAGUCAGCUGCAAGGUGGUCAAGAAGGGCUUCUGUUGUAUUUGAUGGAUCAUAAUUACGAAAUUCCCUUUUCUGAUAUUAGGAAACUGGGCUGUAAAAGUGAACGGAAUAUAUGGGAAAAUUGCUUGCAUCAAUUGGACUCGAUGCGAGCUAUGUACUCGGCUCUGGUUAAUGCUGAUCAAGAUUGCUUCCAUCGGAGCAUAUCCGAAUUUUACAAAAUCCAAACGUUUUGCGUGGCGAAAGGGAGCGAAGGCAUUCUUCCCUCUGACUGGAUUUUCUUGCCGAUCUGCGUCCUUUAUGCGAACAUUCAAAAUUCGUGA
Molecule: messenger RNA, 2893 nt
Organism: Notodromas monacha
Lineage: Eukaryota; Metazoa; Arthropoda; Ostracoda; Podocopida; Cyprididae
Source: the annotation of a GenBank genome assembly